AUGAGUUCUAAGUCAAAAUCCGUAGGGGUCAUUGGAGCUCCUUUCUCAAAGGGACAGCCACGAGGAGGGGUGGAAGAAGGUCCUAUUGCAUUGAGAAAAGCUGGUCUACUUGAGAAACUUCAAGAACAAGCAUGUGAUGUGAAAGAUUAUGGAGAUAUGCCCUUUGCUGAUGUCCCGAAUGACAAUCCCUUUCAAAAAGUGAAGAAUCCGAGGUCAGUGGGAAAAGCUAACGAGCAGCUGGCUGCUAUGGUGUCAGAAGUCAAGAAGACUGGGAGAACCAGCUUGGUCCUCGGUGGAGAUCACAGUUUAGCGAUUGGCAGCAUCUCUGGCCAUGCCAAAGUCCACCCUGAUCUCUGUGUUGUUUGGGUGGAUGCCCACACGGAUAUCAACACUCCACAGACAACCACAAGUGGGAACUUGCAUGGACAACCUGUGUCUUUUCUCCUGAAGGAACUACAGGGAAAGAUUCCUGAUAUACCGGGAUUAUCUUGGGUGACUCCCUGCAUAUCUGCUAAAGACAUUGUAUACAUUGGCUUGAGAGAUGUGGAUCCUGGUGAACACUACAUUUUGAAAACUUUGGGUAUUAAGUUCUUUUCGAUGAGUGAAGUGGACAAGCUGGGGAUUGGUAAAGUGAUGGAAGAAACACUCAGCUAUCUACUAGGAAGAAAGAAAAGGCCAAUUCAUCUGAGUUUUGAUGUUGAUGGACUGGACCCGUCUUUCACACCAGCUACUGGCACACCAGUCCUAGGAGGUCUGUCUUAUAGAGAAGGUCUCUAUAUUACAGAAGAAAUUUACAAAACAGGGCUACUCUCAGGAUUAGAUAUAAUGGAAGUGAAUCCAUCGCUGGGGAAGACACCAGAAGAAGUAACUCGAACAGUGAACACAGCAGUAGCUAUCACCUUAUCUUGCUUUGGAGUUGCGCGGGAGGGUAAUCAUAAAGAUAUUAACUAUCUUAGCCCACCUAAGUAA
Chrysochloris asiatica (Cape golden mole) is the source of this 969-nucleotide messenger RNA. RefSeq names its product arginase 1 (gene ARG1). The coding region runs from base 1 to 969 and encodes 322 amino acids. Gene Ontology annotation, cellular component: nucleus; cytosol; cytoplasm. NCBI's taxonomy places the organism in Eukaryota, Metazoa, Chordata, Mammalia, Afrosoricida, Chrysochloridae. Gene Ontology annotation, molecular function: manganese ion binding; arginase activity. The transcript is spliced from 8 exons. The record is from RefSeq and is a predicted model, not a curated record.